Messenger RNA from Neomonachus schauinslandi (Hawaiian monk seal), 2140 nucleotides. It is a transcript of the gene ZNF671, whose product is annotated as zinc finger protein 671. The transcript has 4 exons. Gene Ontology annotation, biological process: negative regulation of transcription by RNA polymerase II. Bases 26 to 1516 code for a protein of 496 amino acids. Lineage: Eukaryota; Metazoa; Chordata; Mammalia; Carnivora; Phocidae. Gene Ontology annotation, molecular function: DNA-binding transcription repressor activity, RNA polymerase II-specific. The record is from RefSeq and is a predicted model, not a curated record.
UGCCCCGCUCCGCACCCCGAGUCCGAUGGCGGCGGCCGCGCCCAGGCACCCGGCUCAGGUUUGUGUGAUCUCUGAGGAUGUGUUUGUGUUCUUCUCCCGGGAAGAAUGGAUGCUCCUUGAUGAUUCUCAGAGACUUUUGUAUCAGGAUGUGAUGCUGGAAAACUUUGCGCUUUUAGCCUCACUGGGAAUUGUAUCCUCCAGAUCACACGCAGUCACCCAACUGGAGCAAAAGGAAGAUCCCCAGAUGCCUGACCAGGUGGCUAUGACCCCAGUCACAGAAAGAGAGGCUCGGAGGGGGCCUGGACUUGGUGGUUGGUGUGCAGUGGAGGAUGAGGCUCCGUCCCCUGAGCAGAGUGUUUCUUCAGAAGGAGUGUCACAAGUCAGGACUCCGGUGGCAGGUCUGAACCCCCAGCCAUGUGACAUAUCUGGCUCAGUAUUGAAAGAAAUCUUACACCUGACUGAAUACCAGGGGGGAGAAGCCAGGCUGGAACCACACACGGGCGGGGCCUGUUGGAAGCACUUCUGGCACGGUGCAAACGUCCAUCAGCACCACACUGCAGAGAAAUCCUUCAGAAGAGAUGAGGGCAGGGACUCCGUGAAAACCUGCAGAUUCUAUGUGCCAGAGAAGACCUAUACACACAGUGAGCGUAGAAGGGACUUUACAGCCACCUCCGACCUUCUUCAGCACCAGGUCCCCCACAUUAGGAUGAAGCCCCACAAGAACACCAGGCUUGGGGGAGCCCUUCACCCUGGACAGCGGCAUCACAAGUGCAUCGAAUGUGGGAAAUUGUUCACCCGCAAAGACACGCUUACUCGGCACCGGAGAAUCCACACUGGAGAAAGGCCUUAUGAGUGCAGCAAAUGUGGGAAAUUCUUUAGUCAAAGCUGUGACCUUUUUAAACAUGAGACCAUACACACUGGGGAAAGGCCUUACGAGUGCAGUGAAUGUGGGAAAUUCUUUAGACAGAUCUCUGGCCUGAUUGAACACAAGCGAGUUCACACGGGUGAAAGACUCUAUCAGUGCAGUAAUUGUGGAAAAUUCUUUAGCAGUAAGUCUAACCUCAUUAGACACCAAGAAGUUCACACAGGAGCAAGGCCUUAUGUAUGUAGCACAUGUGGGAAGGAGUUCAGCCGCAAACACACACUUGUUCUGCACCAGAGGACUCACACUGGAGAAAGGCCUUAUGAGUGCAGCGAGUGUGGGAAGGCCUUUAGCCAGAGUUCCCACCUUAAUGUGCACUGGAGAAUUCAUGGCAGUGAUUACGAGUGCAGCCGAUGUGGGAAAGCCUUUAGUUGCAUCUCUAAACUCAUUCAGCACCAGAAAGUUCACUCUGGAGAAAAUCCUUAUGAGUGCAGCAGAUGUGGGAAAGCCUUUACCCAAAGGCCAAAUCUUAUUCGGCACUGGAAAGUUCAUACUGGAGAACGGCCUUAUGUGUGCAGCAAAUGUGGGAAAGAGUUUAACCGCAAACACACACUUGUUCUCCAUCAGAAGAUACAUAAUGGAGAAGAGCCUUAAUACCAUAGCAGAUGUGGGGAGUCCUUUAGCCAAGGCCCCCAACUUAUUGUCCAUUUGAGAAUUCCUAGCAGUGAUUAUGAGUGCAGCAGACGUAGGACAGUCUUUACCCAAGGACCAAACUUUAUUCAGCACUGGAAAAUCCACACUGGACAGUGGUACAGGGAAUGUGCCAUCUCCUUGUUCAGCCUAACAGCUCUCCCCAGAGUGAAGCUCUGAGAGGAGGCUUUGUGAGGGAGCCAUCAUUCAGAAGUGGUACCUCACACAUAGGAACCUCUGCACUGGGGAGGUUCCUUGUGAGUGCCUGGUAUGUCAGGUGCUAUCAGGAGCUGCGUUGCACGUUGUAAAUUGCCACCUCCCUUUGCCGUGGCAGAAACCGUCCCACUAUGACCAUCUGUCAGUUCCACAGUGUGUGUCAGUCACUCCAGCACGCUUAGGCAGGUAGACCUGUGCUGUCUCCACAGUCCCUAGAAGGAGUCAUGAUUGGCAUCCAUGGCCCAUGGGGGGCCUCAUUUUCUCCCUUUUGUCUGGGUUAAGUAUGGGAAAAAUCAGCACACAAAAUGGGUUUUCCAGGUAUCUUGCAAAGGUUUAUCUUCAUGGACUUUUUCAUCUUGUGUGAUGCUCAUU